UGUACUUUGUUUCGACAUAUCUCGAGAGAUAUAUUUCAAGGAUGUAAAUAUAGCGCUGCCACCGGCUGAAAUCUUCCAAAUAUUAUAAAACGAUAUAAAGUUUCAUAAUGAACAGUAAAGAUGAAAAAUAUCCCAUGGUAAACAAUAAAUAUUAAAAACAAGGACCGUCGUUAAAACGGCAUGCUUUCGAACACAGCAUUUCCACCAGGGAACAGGGAUGGAAACGCGCAGUUACCAGUAAUCGAGGUAAAAAUCAGCUGGGCCAGCGAAUCUGUGUCAGACUGGGGGAUCUAAACUAGCACGAGGCUUUACCGAAUAUUCAGUAUUCGGCCGUCCUCCUCGCUAGGUGGUAGUGCGGUGCUCUACAGUUUGCAGCACCGCAAUACCGCGCGUGUUACCGUCUAUCUAGUCUACUUCCUAUUUUCAUCCGGCAACGCGUCACAUUGUACAACAUUAUUCUUAAUUUUUUAUUCAAAUCAAUUACGCUGCGGGAUCAUUGGACACUUCGAAUAUAUAUGUAUAUAUAUACGUACGUGCAUGCGCUCGCGCGCACUUGUGUAUAUAAGUCGACAUACAUACAACGCGAUAUUGCAAAUUAGUAUACGAUUAAAAUUCAUUCUUCAACGUGAUAGAGAAGCAACGAAUUAAAUUACAAUAACGAAAUGGUAAAUAACUAAGUGAAUAAAUCGUGACUGAAUACAAGCGAAUGAAAAUGAAAUCAAUGAAAUUGCAAAACGACCAUAUGAUAAUCGCGACGUCGUUUGACAAAAUACUUUUCGCGUAAGUGAUUAAUAAGAUGUGGAAAAAAUGUAACAAUGACCGUUCGAUAGUUUUAAAUAGCCGAAAACAACUGAGUAUCAUACCAGAACAGUACUCCUUUUGGUCAUGACGUUUGAAUUUUUUCCCGCGCGAUAACCGAUCAAACAGUAAACCGAAAAAUUUAUUCGUUUCGAUCUUACGCCCAACCAUUAUAUGUGUUAGAAUCCAAAAGCGAACCAAAAAAGAAAGACAACUUCGCAAGCUGUAUGACCUCAAGGCGAUAUAUAAUAUCUAUCGUGGAUGAUCGGUAUUAUACUUCGUACACCACGUUGUGUUCGCGGUAGAAAUAUUUAUAAUAACUUUUAAUAAAUGGAAAAAGUGUGGACAUCAAAAUGGUGUAUGUCUAACAUCCAUUAUCGAUAACCGUGAGGAGAAAGAAACUGUAAAAAAAUUGUUAUUUAGCGUUAGAAUAGUGAACGUAAAAGUACGCGUGUAGUUGGAGAACGUCGUAUAAGACGAAAAACUGGGCAAAAUGUUCAAUCUAUAUCAAAAUUUGAACAAAAAGGACGAAGAUCACAAAGAGUCGGAGGUGACCGGACACGAUAGAUUCUGGCAGGAACGUCCGAGAACGCGUCGAAAGCGUCGUGCCGUUAAUCGAAGGACUCAGAGCGCCAUCGAAUUUGAUUCCGAGACUAUAGUUUCCGCUCGAGGCACUCUACGUCGUGGAAGAAGCGCGAGCAUCGAAGAUGAAGAUAGCGACGAAGAAAAGAGUUACCAAUUGACCAACAAAAUCGACAAUCUAGCUAAAAUACUAUUUAGUCGCGUAUCCGCUGCUCGAGGUUGCAAGGAUUCCGAUGUCAGAGAGAGAUGGCUGCUCGCUAAUAACGCGACCGAUCCAGUUUGUAGUGGUUGGUGUGUACAUCUAAUCUGUUAUUGGUAUCGCUCAAGGAAUCGUUCAUUGGAACAAGAAGUUAUUCAUAAGCGAAAUUAUAAUUUUUCGGCUAAAUUGGAAGAUGAUAUCACUGAUUGGAAUGGAAGGCAUAACUACACGGCGUUGGAUCAUGGACCAUCCGUUUGCGAAAAUGUUGGCGAGUACAUGGAAAUGGAAAAAAGAUCGAGGGACCGUGCCUUAUCAAUUUGUCAGGCCUAUAUCCGUAGAACACCGCGUUACAGUCUCGUGAAGCAGCUGAAUAAUCUCGGCUCUAGAAUGGACAAACAUUGGUUCAUAGUAAGAGAUACUUCUUUAAAAACCGAUCGACUGAUUACGUUAGCUUCGUUAAAUAGAAACUGCUCACUGAGCAUAACUCCACUGACAAAGAACGUUUUGAACGACUUGUUCUUAGCCUUGCAACAUCCGUAUAUAUGCCCUAUAUUCGAUAUCGAUUUCCUUGAAUUGGAAAAUCAAAACUACGUGAUCGUAGUUCAACCGAUCAGUCAAGGCAGCCUGAAAGAUUUGAUAUACGGGAUCGAAAGAACGGGUUGGAACGAAGACUGGAAUCAGAAGUACGGUUCUCGCGGUAAAGGACUUCCUUUACCUCAGGUUCAACAAAUGGGACGUCAAGUGCUAGAGGCGUUGACUUUUUUGAAAGAAAGAGGAUUUCCAACGGUAAUCCAUUUACAUUCGGGAAAUGUGCUCGUUCAAAAUGGUGUCGCACGUCUCGCCGGCCUAGAAAACACGCUCCUCGGUUUCACCAGCCGAAUACAUCCAUUAAUCGCUUCUCGUGUUUCGCAAAAUAUUUCGAUUGACAUGAUAUGUUUCGGUCAUAUGUUGUUUGAGAUGUGCGCUGGGUACGAAUUACCAUCGUUUAAACCAAAUUCCACGCAUCUGUCGGACGUUGAAAUAUAUCCACAAGUCGUAGAGUUACUCCAGUUCAUAUUUGGUGAAUCAUCUAAUCGUCAGAAGAUUAUUGAGGAGCUUCUUGUACAUGAUUUAUUCAGAAAUAUUGAUCUUCGUGAAAUGCGAAGUGCUCCUGUUACGAUAUUUCGUCCAACAUUAACACCGCCCGUAGUAAAUUUACUCGACGGUAUUAAACGACAAAACGCCAAUAAAAGGCAAAGGUCGCGCUCUAUAAGCGACGUGUAUUUGACACGCAAAUUUUGGUAAUGACACGAAGGAUCCGAUUAAUCCAUCUAAUUCUUUAAAAAUCUUCAUAAUAGAAUGUAACUUUUAUCUUUUUCAUAUUGCAGAACCACACAGUUGGAUAUCGUCGAUGAAGAUACGUCUCUGCAUAGAUCACAUACCGUUUGCAAGAAUUCUUUACUCGAUGAGAUUUAUAACGAGCUUUCAAACACGGCUGUAUAAUUGUGGGAACAAAAUUUGUUUCAUCGCGAUUUUACCUUUAAUAUAUUCGUACGUUUCUCUA
Molecule: messenger RNA, 3122 nt
Organism: Bombus terrestris (buff-tailed bumblebee)
Lineage: Eukaryota; Metazoa; Arthropoda; Insecta; Hymenoptera; Apidae
Gene: Slob
Product: slowpoke-binding protein
Exons: 9
Coding region: 1292-2863 (523 amino acids)
Biological process (GO): protein phosphorylation
Molecular function (GO): protein kinase activity; ATP binding
Source: RefSeq, a predicted model, not a curated record